This is a messenger RNA of Dermatophagoides pteronyssinus (European house dust mite), 1248 nucleotides long. RefSeq names its product alanine--tRNA ligase, cytoplasmic-like. The record is from RefSeq and is a predicted model, not a curated record. NCBI's taxonomy places the organism in Eukaryota, Metazoa, Arthropoda, Arachnida, Sarcoptiformes, Pyroglyphidae.
AUGAAUGUGAUUUCAAGCAAAGAAUGUCGUGAAAAAUUCAUAAACUUUUUCGCAGCGAGAGAACACAUGUUCUAUCCUUCUUCGCCAAUAAGCAUAGAAUCUGACAAGACUCUCCUUUUCGUAAACGCAGGAAUGUGCCAAUUCAAAGACAUUUUUCUCGGAAAACUUGCAUUAGGGUCUGAGUUGAGAAAAUUGAAACGAGUGGCAAAUUCGCAGAAGUGCAUUCGCGCCGGUGGAAAACACAACGACUUGGAAGAUGUUGGAAAAGACGUUUACCACCACACUUUUUUCGAGAUGUUGGGAAACUGGUCUUUUAGAGACUACUUCAAAGAGAAAGCCAUUUGUCUUGCCUGGGAGUGUUUUACACAAGAGUUUGGAAUCAAACCUGAACGGCUUUACGUAACUUACUUUGAAGGAGACGAAAAACAAAACUUAAAACCUGACCUCGAAACCAAACAAAUUUGGCUUAAAUACCUUCCUGAAGAUCACAUUAUCCCCGGAUCUGCUGCGGACAAUUUCUGGGAAAUGGGCGACGUUGGUCCCUGUGGCCCGUGCACAGAAAUUCACUACGAUAGAAUCGGCGACCGGAACGCGGCGAAUUUGGUGAACAAAGACGACCCUAAUGUAUUGGAAAUUUGGAACCUAGUAUUUAUGCAAAUGAACCGAGAAGCGAACGGACAACUGACUGAACUUCCUGGCAGAUGCGUCGAUACGGGUAUGGGGUUGGAACGACUACUGAGCAUAUUAAAUAACGUUACGAGCAACUACGACACCGACUUGUUUAUACCAAUUUUUGAGAAAAUCUUCUCCUUGUGUUCCAACUUAGCUCAUAAAUACAGCGGAGCAAUAGGAGACGAAAAAAACGCCGAAAUCGACAUCGCUUACAGAAUAGUUGCAGAUCACAUGCGAGCUGUUGUUGUCGCCAUAUCAGACGGCGUUCUGCCUUCAAACGAAGGAAGAGGAUACGUCAUAAGACGUAUUUUGAGAAGAGCUGUUUAUGCUGGACAAAAACUCUCAAACUCAAACGUACCAUGGUUGUACGAAUUAGUCGACACGAUUUCUGAUAUCCUGGGUUGUGCUUUUCCCAAUUUGAUAAAAACCAAAGAUAAUAUAUGUAAAAUAGUCUUGGAAGAAGAAACACAAUUCAUAAAGACGCUUUCUAUCGGAUUAAAGCUUUUCAACAAUUCCGUUGACAAACUGAACAACUGCAAAUCCCCCCCAGUAAUGACUCUUUCAAGUACGACGUAA